Molecule: messenger RNA, 2111 nt
Organism: Manacus vitellinus (golden-collared manakin)
Lineage: Eukaryota; Metazoa; Chordata; Aves; Passeriformes; Pipridae
Gene: TBXT
Product: T-box transcription factor T
Exons: 8
Coding region: 2-1309 (435 amino acids)
Biological process (GO): positive regulation of DNA-templated transcription; regulation of transcription by RNA polymerase II; somitogenesis
Cellular component (GO): nucleus
Molecular function (GO): DNA-binding transcription factor activity, RNA polymerase II-specific; RNA polymerase II cis-regulatory region sequence-specific DNA binding
Source: RefSeq, a predicted model, not a curated record
CAUGAGCUCCCCCGGCCCGGAGGGCGCGGGCAAGCCCCCGCAAUACCGCGUGGAUCACCUGCUGAGCGCCGUGGAGAGCGAGCUGCAGGCGGGCAGCGAGAAGGGCGACCCCACGGAGCGGGAGCUGCGCGUCUCACUGGAGGACAGCGACCUGUGGCUGCGCUUCAAGGAGCUCACCAACGAGAUGAUUGUCACCAAGAACGGCAGGAGGAUGUUCCCGGUGCUGAAGGUGAGCGUGUCGGGGCUGGAUCCCAACGCCAUGUACUCCUUCCUGCUGGACUUCGUGGCGGCCGACGGGCACCGCUGGAAGUACGUGAACGGGGAGUGGGUGCCGGGCGGGAAGCCGGAGCCGCAGGCGCCCAGCUGCGUCUACAUCCACCCCGACUCGCCUAAUUUCGGCGCCCACUGGAUGAAGGCGCCCGUCUCCUUCAGCAAAGUCAAACUCACCAACAAGCUCAACGGCGGCGGGCAGAUCAUGUUGAACUCCCUGCAUAAGUAUGAGCCAAGGAUUCAUAUAGUGCGAGUGGGUGGCCCACAACGGAUGAUCACCAGCCAUUCCUUCCCAGAGACCCAGUUUAUAGCCGUGACGGCCUACCAGAACGAGGAGAUCACAGCUUUAAAAAUUAAAUACAAUCCGUUUGCAAAGGCAUUUCUUGAUGCAAAAGAAAGAAGUGAUCACAAAGACAUGAUGGAGGAAGUGGGAGAUAAUCAGCAGUCUGGGUAUUCACAGUUAGGUAGUUGGCUUAUUCCUGGGACUGGAACUCUGUGCCCACCUGCCAAUCCUCAUGCCCAGUUUGGAGCCCCCCUGUCACUCUCCCCUGCUCACAGCUGUGAAAGGUACUCAUCGCUGAGGAACCACCGUCCUGCCCCCUAUGCCACCCCCUACACUCAUAGAAACAACUCACCAACAGCCUAUGCUGAUAACUCCUCUACCUGCCUAUCCAUGCUGCAGUCCCAUGACAACUGGUCUUCUCUAGGAGUUACUACACACACAACGAUGCUGCCCAUGAGUCACAGCACUGGCACAGCUACCAGCUCCAGUCAGUACCCCAACUUAUGGUCUGUGAGUAACAGCACCAUCACGCCGGUGUCUCAGUCAAGCGGGAUGUCCAACGGCCUGAGCUCCCAGUUUUUGCGUGGCUCUCCUGCACACUACACUGCUCUUCCUCACCCGGUCGCAGCCACCUCCUCUGCCUCCCCGCUGUACGACGGUGGGGCCUCCACGGACCUGCCCGACAGCCAGUAUGAUGCCUCCACACAUGCCAGGCUGGCAUCCACGUGGACGCCUGUCACGCCCCCUUCCAUGUAAACCUUGACCUUUUCCUCUAAGGCAGACUUCUUAGCUACUGAAUUACUUUUAAGUGCUUAAUCCUCAAGGAAGACAAAAAGGAGACAUGAAAGAAACUGCAAACAAAGCAUCUGCACUGCUUUGCAUAGAGCAUCUACAUUAUACCUCUUAUAGUGAACAGUGCAUCACUGACUUCAUGUAGAGUUUACAAACUGGUGAGUGUGCAAUUAUGAGAGCAGAUUCACUGCUUUUAAACUUUUUCAUUUUUUGAAGUUUGAUAGAUCUAAGUUUUAAGGUUUUUACUUAGGUUUCAAAUUUCUCAGUGUUCUCAUAUAUUUGGACCUGAAGUUUGGCGUCAUUCUUGAGUAAGUUACUCAUAACUGUUUUUCAGUUAAUUUUUUUAAGUGGCAAACUUAGCUAUAGGCAUGAGAAGACUUUUAUUAACCAUCUAGUUAGAAGCAUUCUGAUAUAUGCACAAAUGUAGCUGAGGAGAGAAGUUUUUGGAAAAUCAUGUGCACUAACACGUAUUUGCCUCACAAAUACGUUGUGUUCUUAACUGUAUGCUUAUUUCCUUGCUGCUGAAUUAAUGUUGAGACAAUCUGCAAGAACUAUAAUCCUCCCAAUAAAAACAGUAUUAAUGUUUGGUCUAAAAAGUUUUACCCAAAAGACUCCUCUUAGAGGUAAGUUUUGCUGUUUGAUCAUAUAGAUUUCAAAUACCCAUCAGCUUAACUAAACAUCUCAUUUCAAACAGCUGGUGUCUAAUUAGGAACCCUAUCCAAAGCGUUGUGAGACAUUGAAAAUACAUCACUGGUUUUUGUUGGGU